This is a messenger RNA of Anolis sagrei ordinatus, 1572 nucleotides long. The record is from RefSeq and is a predicted model, not a curated record. NCBI's taxonomy places the organism in Eukaryota, Metazoa, Chordata, Lepidosauria, Squamata, Anolidae.
CUUUGCAGGCUCCCAGGAGGCCCUGGCUGGGCUGCCCCCCGAGAAGGGCCCCUCUGCGGCUCCCAUGGAGGCCCCCGCACCCACGAUGACGACGAACGCCGAGCCCCCUGCGGCCCUCCACUGCCACCAGUGCCGCGGCCCCUGCUCCCCCAGUCAGAGCCAGCAGAAGCUCCAGGCCCAGAGGAAGCUCCGCAUCGCGUGCGCCGUCUGCUUCCUCUUCAUGCUGGGAGAGGUCAUCGGGGGCUACCUGGCCCACAGCCUGGCCAUCAUGACGGAUGCAGCCCACCUGCUGACGGACAUGGGCAGCAUGGGGGUCAGCCUCUUCUCCCUCUGGGUCUCCACCCGGCCGGCCACCAGGACCAUGACCUUCGGCUGGCACCGCACAGAGACGCUGGGGGCGCUGGCCUCGGUCCUCUCCAUCUGGACCGUCACGGCGGUCCUGGUCUACCUGGCCUCGGCCCGCAUCAUCAGCAACGACUACGAGAUUGAGGCCUCUGCCAUGCUGGGCACCUCCGCCUGCGCCGUCGGGGUCAACAUCAUCAUGGCCUACCUCUUGCACCAGUCUGGCUCCCCGCAUAGCCACCACUGCCUGGGCCAAGGGGGCUAUGAGCGGAUCGGGGAGAGCCCCUGCGGGGGCCCCUUAGUUCCCCGCAGCAACACCAGCGUCCGGGCCGCCUUCGUCCAUGUUGUGGGGGACCUGCUCCAGAGCAUUGGGGUCUUUGUGGCUGCCACCGUCAUCUACUUCAAGCCCCAGUACAAGAUCGCGGAUCCCGUCAGCACCUUCCUGUUCUCCGUCUUCGUCCUGGGAUCCACGGCCACGAUCCUCCGUGACGUCUUCCGGGUCCUCAUGGAAGGGGCCCCGCGAGGCGUGGAGUUCCAGGCGGUGAAGGAGCUGCUGCUCUCGGUCAAAGGAGUGAAGGCCACUCAUGACCUGCACCUCUGGGCCCUGACCCUCAGCCACCACAUGGUGGCCGUCCACCUGGCCAUUGGUGGAGCGCUACCAGGAAGACAUGGCCGCCUGCCGCCAGUGCCAGGACCCUCGGGACUGAGGCCGGGACCACCCACUCACCCACCCUCGGCGCCUGCACUGCCAGCCUCCUGCUGCCCAAGGGGGGGGGUCCACCCGUGUUCGGCCAGAGCGUGCGGAGGAGCCCCCCACUGAAGAGAGGGGCGGACCGGCCCCCUCCCAUCUUCGUGCCACAUUCCAGCCAGACGGAGGGAGGCCGCCGACGCUUCCCUUGCCCAUCUCUGCCUCAGUGUCUUUAAUGUGCCUGCUGAGGGAUCCGGGCCUCCAGCGGUCAAGGAGAGGCCGCCCUGACCCUCGGCCAGGCCGCCUCCUCCUCUUGUAUCUGUCUCUGCAUGUGUGUGUGCGUGUGUGUGUCAUGCUAGCAGCAAACACUUGCACUAUGGAUGUCUUUUUUUGGUCCAGGAAGGGAGGUUGGAAGGAAGACCCUCCCAAAAGGGUGACCCGAGCGACCCUCUGCCCGGUCUCCAGGCACUGUCCACUCUUUCCUCUUCCCAGCCAGGAGCCCAAGCUGCCUUUUGUGUGUCACGCUAAGUAACAGCAAACAC